AUGGCCAACCUAACCGAGCAGGGUCUUGGCAUUAGCUUUUCGCAACCAAAUUGUGAGCAAAUAGAUUCUGCCCUCUUCAAAGAUCGAGAAAGGAUUAGCAGCACAGAUCUUCCGGACCUAUUGAAAGACUGUGGAGACCCGAUCUGCAGCUAUCACAACGUCAAACGAACAGUCCACUUACUAGGAAUCGAGAACGUGGCUACAAAAACGGCUGAAGAGACACUGAAUGCUGAUAAUGAGAUAGACUCAAAGUCGAUCCUCGCAGCAAAUCCAUACAAGCAGACACCAGAGACCACGUACCAGCGGCGAGUACUUUGUGCACCUACCAAGCCACUUAGACACUCUGCCCAAACACUGGAAAACGCUGUUAGGGAGCUGUGGGACGCUCCCGAAUCGAUGAAAAUACCAGUCACUUUUCACGAACCGUGGAUUUCAACCGAAGACCAGUGCGAUAGUAUUGACGAGAUGAUUGCAAACGCAGCAAGUACCACUGACGAAUUUUUCACCCCACUAGAAAGCUUCUUCCCGGAUCAUUUUGCUAUAAAGAUGUCCGAAGGUGAUGCUGACAAAGCUCCAGGGAGUCACAUGUUCGACAUAGACGAUGAGGAUAAGGAAGUGGACAUUAGCGAGCCAACAAUUGGCUUUGCAGAGAUCGCAGAGGCGCACCAUAUCGAAUAUGUUUCCAAAGGUAUGGCAAAAGAAAUAGAUGUCUGCAAUGAUGAGACUAGUAAAGCAUUGAACAAUGAUCUUCUCAUCAAGGCGAACAACGACAUUAUGCCCUUUCAAACACAACAGCUCACUGAGGCCGCGCUCGCACGCUCUAGAAUGGUUUCCCUCAAUACACCAGGUCCGAUGAUAUUCUCAUUCAUGGUUAUUAGUCUCGACGACUUACCAUCAGACCACUGUGGUUUAUGCGGUAAGAGAUACAGCAUCAUUGUAUCGCGAGACGAUCCUGACAGGGCCGGUACUUCCGCAUGUGGCCAUGUUCGAUGCGUGGCCUGUAUUGUCUCUCGUAUGAAUGCCGUUGGACAAGGACGAGCAGAAUCUCCCUGUGCGGAGUGUGAUGGCAAUUUUACUCCAGGACAGAUCGGUGUACCCAUCGGCGUACCCUUCACACAACAAGGCGUAGACGCAGAACAGAGCUGGCGAGAACCGAACUUUCGAAGGCAGAUGCGUCCAUAUACUAGACAAGACAACAAGAGUUUUCCCCAGGGCCUGCACAGGAAUCUGAGCCUGACGGCCAAAAGUACCCCUACGUCGGACCUUAACGUCACAUUUGCGAGGGCCACUGGGCCGGCGCUACCCAAUCAUAAGGCUAUCGAGGCUUUACGUAGCUCUUGGAUACCAGAUCGGCAGCUUGAGUCUUCGGGUGAAAGCAGUCGACCUCAGAAACGACGCCAACAUCAGAUCGCAGAUAGCGAGAGCGAAGGCAUGCUGAGUUCUCCCGUCGAAAACUUAAGUGGUCGAUUCGCUGGCGGGCUGCAAAUCUUUCCUAGUGAGUCAAAAACCAUUCAGCCUCCUCGAAAGCGACGCAAUACUCAGAGCACGGUGACCGAGACCAUGAAUUCUCCUUUGCAAGAUUCUCCAUACCAGCCUCUACCCCAAGGCUACACGACGAACUUGCAGAAUAAUCGACUACCGCCGAUUCCAAUCAAGGAGCAAGGAUUUAGAGCCAAGGAUAGACUACCGCCGAUUCGAAUUCCGCCAAUUUCACUCAAUGAGGAUCUUGAAGCCAAGAAUAGACUACCGCCGAUUCGACUAACACCAAUCUCACUUACUCAGGAAGGUCUUAGAGCGAAGAAUACUACGGGCGAAAGCAAGCAUGAGCACCACGUUCCUCCUUCCAGCCUGUUUCUGCCAAUCAACUCCAAAGAUGGAAAGACAGUCGAUCCGAAUUUCGUCAACAAUUUUGGGAAAGCCACUGAGCCCUUCCACUCUCCAAAAGGUGCUAAGCCAAAGGAUAAAACAACGAGUUCACCAAAAAUCCACCAGUCAAAGCUGAAGGCCGGUUUGAAACGAUAUAACAAAGCAAACAACGUGAAUUACACCUUGGAAGAGUUGGAAGCAGCAGUCAUUUUGACACAAUCCAGCAAGAGCCCGGCGAAUCUUUUUGACAUCUUGAAUGAGUAUUAUCCUGUGUACGAACGAACAAGCCCUAUGUCGCCAGACUUACAAAGAAAGUAG
Molecule: messenger RNA, 2184 nt
Organism: Bacidia gigantensis
Lineage: Eukaryota; Fungi; Ascomycota; Lecanoromycetes; Lecanorales; Ramalinaceae
Exons: 3
Coding region: 1-2184 (727 amino acids)
Source: RefSeq, a predicted model, not a curated record